AUGGCCCCUUGGGCAGCCGGCGAGUCCGAUGUUUGUAGAACGAGGCGAUCGGCACGGGCGCGGAGGCUGCCACGGGCGGAGCUGGACAUCUAUACUCUGUUAAGCGCAGUGUCUCCAGAACAGUAUAGUUGCUGCCGACUAGUCGCUGGAUAUCUAGUUGCCGUAACUGCUCGUAAGUCAACUGGAGGAAAAGCGCCAAGGAAGCAGUUGGCAACCAAGGCUGCAAGAAAGAGUGCUCCCGCCACAGGAGGAGUAAAGAAACCUCAUCGUUACAGGCCAGGAACCGUCGCUCUCCGUGAGAUCCGUCGUCACCAGAAAAGCACUAAGCUUUUGAUCCGCAAAUUACCCUUCCAACGUCUCGUUCGGGAAAUCGCUCAGGAUUUCAAGACUGACUUGCGUUUUCAAAGCUCUGCUGUUAUGGCUCUUCAGGAAGCUAGUGAGGCUUACUUGGUUGGACUUUUCGAAGAUACCAACUUGUGCGCUAUUCACGCUAAGCGAGUUACCAUCAUGCCCAAGGAUAUUCAAUUGGCUCGCCGAAUCCGUGGAGAACGUGCUUAAUUC
This is a messenger RNA of Belonocnema kinseyi, 561 nucleotides long. RefSeq names its product histone H3-like. The transcript has 2 exons. The record is from RefSeq and is a predicted model, not a curated record. Gene Ontology annotation, cellular component: nucleosome. Gene Ontology annotation, molecular function: structural constituent of chromatin; protein heterodimerization activity; DNA binding. The coding region runs from base 1 to 558 and encodes 185 amino acids. Lineage: Eukaryota; Metazoa; Arthropoda; Insecta; Hymenoptera; Cynipidae.